AUGAGUACUCAACUUAAAGACUUCAACUUUCAUUCUCAAAAACAGACUGUUGAAUCAAGACGCUGGGUCAGCGAAGAGGAGGACCUACACUUGGGGACGUCAUUUUCUGCUGAGACCAACCGGAGGGACGAGGACGCAGACAUGAUGAAAUACAUCGAGACAGAGCUGAAGAAGAGGAAAGGGAUCGUGGAGCAUGAGGAACAGAAAGUAAAGCCGAAGAAUGCCGAGGACUGCCUCUAUGAGCUUCCAGAGAACAUCCGAGUCUCCUCAGCCAAGAAGACGGAGGAGAUGCUGUCCAACCAGAUGCUCAGCGGCAUCCCUGAGGUGGACCUGGGCAUCGACGCUAAAAUCAAAAACAUCAUUUCCACGGAGGACGCCAAGGCCCGCCUGCUGGCAGAGCAGCAGGACAAGAAGAAGGACAGUGAGACGUCCUUCGUGCCCACCAACAUGGCUGUGAAUUAUGUGCAGCACAACAGGUUUUAUCAUGAGGAGCUCAACGCUCCCAUACGAAGAAACAAAGAAGAGCCCAAAGCGCGGCCCUUGCGCGUGGGGGACACGGAGAAGCCAGAGCCUGAGCGGUCCCCUCCGAACCGGAAGCGCCCUGCCAACGAGAAGGCCACGGAUGACUACCACUAUGAGAAGUUCAAGAAGAUGAACAGGAGGUACUGACAUGUGAAGCGAAGCUUGCAUUGCACUGCACCUGUGUGCACACACCCAAAGCAUUAAGGGUGUGUAUGUAUGUGUGUGUGUGUGCACCCUGUCACACACCCGAAACAUAAAGGGGGAUAUACAUAUGUGCGUCCUGUGCACACGCCCAAAGCAUAAGGGAGUGUAUAUAUGUAUGCACCAAUGGCACAUUCCCCAAAACAGGAUCUCCUGGACAGCAGGUGCCCAAUAGCUGUGGACAAUCCCAGGUAGACUCGGAGCACUGCUCCCUGCCUGCUGGACUCUGCGUUUGUUUUCAUUUCCCUGUGUAUCCCAGGCUGGCCUAGAACUUGCAGGCCUUCUGCCUCUGCCUCGCUAGUGCCGAAUAACAGACCUGCCUGACCACUCCCAGUUUCCCACUGGAUUUUUCAAGAACUAAAUGUGUCACCUAUUGAAAGGAAACCAUGUGUGUUUUCAUAUUCGGGGGCAAACUCUUCUUUACAUUAUUAAAUUUUCUUUGUAAAUACA
This is a messenger RNA of Dipodomys ordii (Ord's kangaroo rat), 1173 nucleotides long. RefSeq names its product chromosome unknown open reading frame, human C9orf78 (gene CUNH9orf78). The record is from RefSeq and is a predicted model, not a curated record. The transcript has 6 exons. Gene Ontology annotation, cellular component: spliceosomal complex. NCBI's taxonomy places the organism in Eukaryota, Metazoa, Chordata, Mammalia, Rodentia, Heteromyidae. The coding region runs from base 1 to 669 and encodes 222 amino acids. Gene Ontology annotation, biological process: mRNA splicing, via spliceosome.